UCUUUUUUGCAUACUCUUCAAUAUACCGACAAAUUCCAGUGAAAGCGCGAACUUUUGCAGUCAUUGUGGCCUUUGUAAAUACCUAAUACUUCCCAUAUGAUGACGGAUACCCUUCAUAUUGCGCAUGCGGACAGGGCAUCAACAGCUUCUAAGACUCCUUCACUCAGUAUACAGCGACAAAAUGGUGCCCCAUCCUUACAGUCUGGAAUGUCACGGACUCCCGAGCCUUCCAUUAUUGACAAUCUUCGCUUAAAUGAAGCAAUGACUGUCUCCUCCAGCAGCAGUUCCGAACAAUACGACGACGAAUAUGAGUAUGACGUUUUAUAUGAAUGUCAGAGAGGAUCAUGGACGUUUGGUUACAGCUCCAAAAGUCUUCUACAAUUCGAUCCAAGUCCUUGGUGUGAUCGUAAUAUGAAAUAUACUCCUAUGGACAUCCAUACGUAUGCACUCCCUAAUCCAAUGUGGCAAUGGGUGAACAAAGACUGGUUAGCGGAUAUGACUGGAGAUGUCGAUGAAUCAGGAUGGGAAUACGCUUUUCGAUUCCAUGGAUCAACAUGGCAUGGCAACUACAAGCAUUUUCGGUCAUUUGCACGACGACGAAAAUGGAUCCGAUUGAGAAGACGAAGAAUGAUAGAGGAUGAUAAAUCAUACCACAGUAACGAUGCUGUUUCCAUCCACACAGCUUCCAUACCCGAAAAUGAAGAGUCAGCCCAAGGAAUUGAAGAAAGAGAGAACAAGCUAUACGAACGCCUUAAAAAAUGUCGUUUGGAUCGUGAACGCCUAAAAGUUGUAGACGAUAUCUUGCAAGAGAAUGAUACCCAACUGGAAAUGAUCCAGGCGAAGAUGAACGACUACAUGCAAUUAUUUGAUUUUGAAGAUUCCCGUCGCAAAUUUGCACUGCUUUUGCUCAGCAAACAAACAUCAAAUCAAACCACAUCGCAAAGUCGUACUGUGAAAUUAUCCGAAGGAGAGGAGGAGGCGUUAGGCUCGGUGGGCUUUUAUUCCAAUGUCAAGGCGAUCAGCAACCAGCUUUCCGAUAAGUAUAAAGACAAAGGAAAAGAAAAAGCAUGAGUGAUACAUAGGCGUAGUACUGUACAAAAGUUGGAUUAAGAACAAAACAAACGAGUGUUUCGUAACGGAAUCAAUGUAAAGGCAAAAUAAACGAGCUGGACAAUUCGAUAUUACUAGAAGCAAAUAGCGCUUAUUGAGUCUGUUUGCGAGGGACCAAGUCACUCCUCCAUGGGGUCGUCUUUUGUUGAAUCUGGCUUGCUUUCUGGAGUAGCACCACCGUCUGAGCCAGAUUUAUCGGCACCAACCGACGCUCUCAAGAACUGCAGAACCGCAGGAGGGGUUAUACCGUACUGGCCAUCAAAGUUCUUGUGCGACUUUUCUAGGAGACCGUGAUAUGCGUCAUAAAACUCUUUGUUGCUCU
This is a messenger RNA of Umbelopsis ramanniana AG, 1432 nucleotides long. RefSeq lists its product as uncharacterized. The transcript is spliced from 9 exons. NCBI's taxonomy places the organism in Eukaryota, Fungi, Mucoromycota, Umbelopsidomycetes, Umbelopsidales, Umbelopsidaceae. The record is from RefSeq and is a predicted model, not a curated record. The coding region runs from base 97 to 1071 and encodes 324 amino acids.